AUGAAAGGAAUUCAACUGCUUAAAGAUGCUCAACUUCAAUUCAUAAUUCUAUGUAACCGUUAAUUCAGAUUCGAUAGAGAUGUAUGCAGAUAAACUCAUGCUAUGACAUUUCAUGUAUCCAAACCAAGAGAAUAAUCACUUUCAGUUGAAUCUUAAGAAUCGGAUUAGGAGUUUUUACAAACGCAUAGAAGGGCGACUACUAAUAUCAUUAAUCCACAAAAAAAUUAUAAGGCACUGCAAUAGAUAUCAUAUAUAACGCAAAUAAUGAUGCCAGACUAUGAAAAAAACCUCAAUACAAUUUCAGUGAUCGAAAGCAAAGCCUAUUAGAUUUAACUUGCAAAUUAAGAUGAUCAAAGGUAAUAACAAAUUCUCAAUGAUGGAGAAAUAUGGAUUGAUUAUAAAUUUGAAAUUCAUCCAAUUGAACUCAAGUAAGAUUUUGUAAAUGUGUAAAAAUUGAGAUAAUUGGAAUUUUAUUAUUAUAAAAUCAGAUGUUAAGGUGAAGCAGUACCAUUAACCUUCACGAUGAAUUAGUCUGAAUAAACUAAGUUUAAAGUAUUUUUAUCCACAACCAAUCCAUUUCCAUCAAAAUUUUCAUGCGAACAAAUCUACUAAGUCAAAACUUGGAAAUACAAAAGCAAAGACUACAAACAAUUUCGAUAAAAAUUUAUCUUUAUUUCCUUAGUUUGUGAUUUAGACACAACGAUUAAGAUCUCAUUUACUUUUGGUUCUACUUAAGGAACUUAAACCAUUUACAAAAGCCCAAUAAGUAAACAACAAAUCAAAUAAAAUUUAAUCAAUUGCGACUUAACUGCAUCAUAGAUAAUCAAAAAAAGAAAAAAAUAAAUGCUUGAAUUAUCUAAGGGAAGGAACUUAAUCUAAGAGAAUAUCCUAAAUGUAACAAUCUAAAAUGAUGAAUGCAUUAAGUCCCAAAAAUAACUAUACAAAACCCUCUAAUAAAAGAAAUUUCAUGAUGUUGUUAAGAAGAGAAAACAAUUAGAAAUCAAUACUUAGGGUUAAAAAUAAAUCAAUUAUUUUUCAAAGGAAAUAACCCAUCUGUUAAAAAAAUUAAAAUAAUAAAAAGAAAUGGAUCAAAAUCGUUACUUAAAAUCAGAAAUUCAAUUUGAAAUGUUUAGAUUGAUUGCAUACUUAUAAUUGAUCAACAUAAUAUAUGAGAGGCUCAAACACCAACAUAAAAUUAUACAUCAUGUUUAAAUUAUUCAAAUCAAAAUGAAGACCAUUUAUUUUAGAGCUAAAAGAAAUAUGUGUAGAUUGAAAGGCAAUACAAUCUUUGGAAGAGUUCAUCUCGACGUUAAAUUUUGUCUCUCAAUGAUUGCUAAUUAGAUAAAAAAGAAAGUCCGCAUUUAAAAUAUUAAUAAAAUUUAACCCAUUCUAACUUAAAGAUCAUUACUAUGGAAUUUUAAAGAAAAAAUUCACCAAACUUCUAAGAAUUUACAAAUUAUUAAGGAGGCUAUAUAUAGCUUUGUCUUAAGAUAUAGAGUGUAUAAACAAUUUUUGAGGUCUAUAUUUGAAAAAAAUUUUGAUUAAAGCUGCUAAAAAUACAUAUCUAACUAAGAUCUUAAGAUCUAAUAAUAAUUUGAUCUUUGGCAUCAAAAUUCAAAAUAUAUGAUGUAUUUUCAAUUUCUAAGUAAAACCUUUGCCAGUUUGUAUGGUCGAUAGAAAUUAAAAGCAUUUUUUACUAUUUUACGCAAAUAGAAAUAAUCGAACAAAAUCUAUAGGAAAGACUCACUUUUGUUAGUCUUUAGUAAAAAAUAAGAAAAUAAUUAAAUUAUCAGUUUAUUUAAAGUUCCAUUGUAGGAUGACUUCUAGCAAAUGCUCCCAAUCUUGUAUGAAUAAACAAAAGGUGGAGCUCCUUAAUAUUGCAAAGAUUAAAUCAGAAGACCGUUUAACAAAUUAUAAUUAUGA
Molecule: messenger RNA, 1923 nt
Organism: Paramecium tetraurelia
Lineage: Eukaryota; Ciliophora; Oligohymenophorea; Peniculida; Parameciidae
Exons: 4
Source: RefSeq, a predicted model, not a curated record